UUCCUUGAAGGCUGGUGGAGAAUGGGAUAAACAAGCUCGGGGUUUCGGAUCUGUUACUUCCGGGAUAAACGCGUGGGCGGUUGAGGAGCAGAGUGUGCUGAUGGAAUAAGAAGUGUGUGUGUCGGAGUUGCUGCUUGUUUCCCCGGGGAGAGGAUGGAGUGUGUGCUGGUGGGGUUUGCUCUGCUCUCUCUGUGCCAGGCUGCGGUUCCGCCCAACUUCGUGCUGCUGUUUGCGGAUGAUUUGGGUUAUGGAGAUUUGGGUUUCUCAGGUCAUCCCACAUCACUCACACCGAACCUGGACCGAAUGGCGGCUCACGGGCUCCGGCUCACCGACUUCUACUCCACCAGUCCUGUGUGCAGCCCGUCCAGAGCGUCUUUGUUGACGGGUCGUUAUCAGACACGGUCUGGCAUCUACCCCGGCGUGCUGUACCCAGGCUCGAUAGGUGGGCUUCCCCUCAACGAGACCACUAUUGCAGAAGUACUGAAGCCACUCGGCUAUGCUACAGCAAUGAUUGGGAAAUGGCACCUGGGCUACGGGGCUAAUGGUACAUACCUGCCUACACGACAGGGCUUUGACCACUUCCUUGGCAUCCCAUACUCUCAUGACAUGGGUCCUUGUCACAAUCUGACCUGCUUCCCUCCGGAUGUGAGGUGUUACGGCAUAUGUGACAUCAAUACGGUAGCCGUGCCUCUGAUGAAAGGGGAAACCAUCACGCAGCAGCCUGCCGAUUUUGUCCAACUGGAAGACGCCUACAGUAAUUUUGCCACGGAGUUCAUCCGUAGCUCAGCUCAGAAACGUCAACCUUUCUUCCUCUAUUAUCCUUCUCAUCACACUCACUACCCGCAGUAUGCAGGGUGGAAAUCUGUGGGACGAUCGCUCAGGGGGCGGUUUGGAGAUGCGCUGCUGGAGUUCGACUCCACUGUAGGAGACAUCCUGAAAGCUCUGAAGAAUACAGGCGUCCUGAACAACACACUGGUCAUCUUCACAUCUGACAAUGGUCCAGAGCUUAUGAGACAAUCUCGUGGAGGAAAUUCUGGGUUGUUGAAAUGCGGUAAAGGCACUACAUAUGAAGGAGGAAUGAGAGAACCUGCUGUUGUAUACUGGCCUGGAGUCAUCAAACCAGGUGUCGCUCACAGUCUGUCCAGUACUCUGGACAUCCUGCCUACCAUCGCCAGAUUGGCUGGAGCUCCAUUGCCCAAGGUUCAGCUGGAUGGUGUGGACAUGAUUGAUAUCUUGUUCAACCAUGGAGCAGGUCAAAGAAAGGUCAUGUUUUACUACCCAGAUGACCCCAAUGAGAAGUAUGGUGUGUUUGCUGUAAGAAUGGGGAAAUAUAAAGCUCAUUAUUACACCAGGGGAUCGUCACACAGCGGCCUGACCCCAGAUCAGGACUGUUGGCUAACCUUCGUCCCGAAGUAUCACGACCCUCCUCUGCUGUUUGACCUGGAUUCUGACCCAUCUGAAAACUACAACCUGAAUAAUCGUCCCGAGCUGGUCAGCGUGCUGCAGGAUAUCCGGGACCUCAAGGACAGGUUUGAAGCCUCGAUGCCAUUUGGAGAAAGUGAGAUUGGAAAGGGAACUGAUCCUAAGCUGGCGCCCUGCUGUAACCCUCAGUGCUCUCCCAAACCGGGAUGCUGCCGGUGUGGGACUACAGACUGACCAGUUCAUUCAUAAAUAGCACUUGUCUUUAAAAGGGAAAACAGGCCAGAGAUGGUGUAAUGUAUUAAAAUCAGUCACUGCCACUCACACAUCUGCUGUGUUUGAUCAGAAGAGAGACUGAAUACCUAGAGAACAGUGUGAAACGUGUAUAAUUAACAAUUAUUCCAUAAAAUCAAGUCGUACAUGAGGUAUAAGCCAUGUACGACGAGAUUGAGCGGAAUAACUAUCUUCUAUCCACAUUCACUGGAUUUUCAGAAACUGAGUAUUUUUUUAUUUUUUGCAAAUUUGAUAAAAACAAAACAUCCGACAAAAUCAUUUCCGCUUAGGCGGACUCCUUAAAAACCUAUUGAUGGCUUCAGGAAUUUACUUUAUUAUUAUACCCCCACGCCGAAGGAGGAGGGGUAUACUGGUUUACCUCUGUAUCUCCGUCUGUCCGAAACACCCUUUUUCUCAGCAACCAUAAAUCAUAGCCACUUGGCACCAGACUUCAGCUUGGGGUUCUAUACCAUAUGUACCGUUUUCAGGUCUGACGCACAUUGACUUCCUGUUUACUGACUGAAUGUAUUUACAAAACAUGUAGGGUGAAUUUACAACAUUUUCGUAACAUUUUUCUCAGCAACUACAAAUCACAACUGCUUGAUAUUUGGUACCGAGCUUCAGCUUGGGGUUCUAUACCGUGUGUACCAUUUUCAGGUCUGUCGCACAUCGAUUUCCUGUUUAGGCCAAAAAAAAAAAAAGUGUUUCCGGUUACAUAGAUUUCAAAACUAGGGUCGGUAGGCAGGCAUUUUUUAUUUUAUUUUAUUUAUUUUUUUUUUUCAAGAUGGCUGCCAUAACCUAUAUUUUGACAGGAAUAAUUUCACAAAAUAUAAUGAAUUUCUUUGCAGGUCACCUGAGUUACCACCUUCUGAUGAAUCUGAUGCAGCAUGAGACACCUUUUAACAUGAAUUUUUCUGUAAAUAUAACAGCUCAAUACACCAUGAGAGAGAGAGAGAGAGAGCAGCCCCGCCCCUCUCUGCUCCCUGAGUGCAGCUCGUCGCCUUGGUAACGGUGCAGGGAAAAGACACAAUAUAACAAGCAAAGAGCGCUUUUUCUCAGAGUUCCCUCUCCUCGAACAACGCUGAUUUACACGGAAACGAAAGGAGCGAUUCACAAAACUUUCACAUUGAGUGCUACAAGGCUCCCAUGAACACAUUUAAUGUAAAUUUUUUUUUUUUUUUUUGUCCCUAGUGUAAAAAAUGUGGACACUAGAGCGAGUUAAAAACAAGUGACUUUUCUGAUUUUGCAGUAAAAGCGCUGCCACGUUUAUAAUGUGAGUCUAUGGGAGAGCGCGGCUGUCCUCUCCUCACUUUCAGGCUUCUCAUUCAAAAACUGUAAAUCCUAUCGCUCAGGUAGACACUUGUCUUGAUUCACACAAUGUGUGACUACAACUUUUGAGAAAAUUGUGGCUGAGAAAACAGUUUAAAUGAGAAAGUUAGAGCUUUUUUUUUUCAAGCUGCCUGCACUCUAAACUCCUGAGCCCCACUGGUGUGUAACGCAAUAGACACCCAUUAUAAAGUCUGAAUUUCUCCAGAUGUGCUCAUGGUGUUUGAUCUGUGACUGAUCAAAAAGUAUAGAACCUAGCAAAAAAGUUGAAUGCCAGAUCCACACAGGAGAAUUUUGUCUCCGUUUUAAAGUUUGAAUCAUGUCUCUAGGUGAAAGACAAAAUAAGCGUCAUCUCUGCUUCUGUUCCCUCCGACGGCCCCGACACACUACUGCCUCCGCCGAGUGCGCGCGCACACCGCAUGUCGGGGCCGCGGAUGAGUUACUCUCCCCUGAUCAAUGAAGUCGGCGGGGAAUUUGUGGUUAUUAUUGGUACAAACAGCGCGAAUCACAACUUAAAUGAGUGAGGUUCAGUUUGACAUUAUUGUCAGUCCGUUAGAUAAACAUUUAAUUUUAUUAAAAUUGAAAAUUAAUAUUUAGAGCCUGUGGGCUACAAAAAUAAGUCAUUAAAGUAGCCGGCUGGACUUAAUUGUGUAGUCGGCUGUAUGGCCGGCAGCCGGCGCUUGUGGAAAGCCCUGAUUUUCCCAGUGAGUGACAAAAACUUCCGGUUCACGCGGUUGGGUUAUAUGUAAAAGUCGCGACUGGGGAAAAAAAACGAAAAAAAAGUUUAGGGUCGGGCGGUACGGAAUAGGGUCGGGCGGGUAACCGGAAACACACUUCUUUUUUUUUGUUUGUUUUUUUUUUCUUUUUUUUUUUGGCCUUACCGACUGAAUGUAUUUACGAAUCAUAUCAGGGGGAUUUUGAUGCUAUUUCAAGAAGUAAAAUGCUAUUUCAAAAUGGCCGUUUACCAAGAGGCUGUUUGAAAUCCCUGGGGAGAGACGCUGCUCUUUACUUACUUGUUUCAGGGUUAAUUAUUUGUUUGAGUCAACGUUCAUUAUAAGUGUCCUAUUCCUUCGAUUGCUUGCAUUCUGAUACAAGUGAGAGCGGGGGGAUAUGUAAGUGAGCAGUAGAGGUCUGCGCGGGACAGAAUUUUCAGUCCCGCUCCCGCAUUGUGCAGUCCCGCUCCCGCAAAGAAUUGAUUUUCAGUCCCGCUCCUGCCCGCAAAUCCCGCAUGAUGCAGACGUUCGCGUUAUUUCUCACGAAAGUUCUUGUCAUUAACGGUAAAUGUACCUCUUGUUAAAGCAGCUCUUACUUCUGAAGCACUGUGAGCUUCACUGCUGUGCUCUUCUGCCAUGAUCGGAGAUCUCAAACACGGAAGAGCGGAAAGGAAUCGGAAACGUACGCAAGAUUAGACCACAUCUGCAAAUUUAGGCAUCUUAAAAUGUUAUUCAUGCCAAAUAAAAUAUCCAGCACAAAUACUUUGUCGUCUAUCAUAUAUAAAUAAUUUAUAAAUUUUAUUUUAAACAUGUUUUUAGUUAGCGGGACUGCAGCUUAUCACCUCUCCCGCAUUGUGCACUCCCCCUCCCGCCCGCAAUGAGCUUUCAAAAUUUGUCCCGCGCCGCACUGCUUUGCAUCGGGUCCCGCAGGACUCCCGCGGGAGUGCAGGGCUCUUGUGAGCAGUUGAUCUUGUUUGUAGAAAGCCCCAUCUUGCUGUCGUGCCGAGGUAUAGAAUAGCUUUAGACAUUUUAUUUAAUUCUUCCUUGGACUUCUUAGUUGUGUAAUUUUCAAACUACUUCUUUGAGCUUUUGAACCAGUCUUAAAAAAAAUAAUAAAUAAAAAAAAUCAACAAAUUUUAAUGCAUAAAGAUGAAUAAUGUAAACAAACCUGCGAAAUGAUGGUAACAAUUUGUGAAAAAUUCGAUAAUUCUCCGGGGGGGGGAGAUAUGAUCUUGCCAUCAAAUACUUUCAUUCCAUAUUUAGUUGCUUUUUUUUGUAGUAUUUUUUUUUUGGGGGGGGGGGGUAUGUUUUCGAGUAGAGGUUUUUAUUUCAUCGUCAGUUGGUUCAGCAGCAUACUCCGCCAUUUUGUUUUUCUCUACUCCCGGUACAUGAGCUGAUUGGCUAAUCUACUACUAGGCUAUCAGUGUGCGCGGUUGCUCAUAUCCGGUGAAUGUGGAUGGAACAAUAAUUAAUACACAUGCUUUUCAAUUUAUUAUUAUCUAAAACUGGAUCUGAUGUACUUGAAAGGCAUGAAUGCUGUUCUGUUCUCGCCACAGCUCAGCUCCUCAUCAUGCAACUGUAAUCUAAUUUCUUGUUAAUACAAAGAGUAAUCAUUUUCUGUUUUGAUUAUAAUACAUGAUAAGAAUUGUGAAUAAUGACUGUUAUUCAUGUUUGUGAUAACUCUGGAAGGAUGACAAAAUCAUAAGCAGUACUCAUGAGUAAAUAUGCAGAUCAGUAAAAAGGCACUGAAGGAAGUUUAUUCUUCAUUUUUAAUGUCCGAUUGCUUUGACACCUUUUGUUUUAGCAUAAUUUAUUUCUGAAAAUAUGGUUUAAUUUUUUAAUUUGCAGUUUGUACACGCUGAAUCUGACACAUUUGACCUUUUUUAAAACUUUGUAUUGAAGUGAAUUAAAACCGUAAUAAAAUGUAUGUACUUUAAAAUAACAGAAUGGUGAACUGUCGUU
Neoarius graeffei (lesser salmon catfish) is the source of this 5693-nucleotide messenger RNA. It is a transcript of the gene arsa, whose product is annotated as arylsulfatase A. Gene Ontology annotation, molecular function: arylsulfatase activity. The record is from RefSeq and is a predicted model, not a curated record. Bases 154 to 1656 code for a protein of 500 amino acids. The transcript is spliced from 8 exons. Lineage: Eukaryota; Metazoa; Chordata; Actinopteri; Siluriformes; Ariidae.